Molecule: messenger RNA, 680 nt
Organism: Anopheles moucheti
Lineage: Eukaryota; Metazoa; Arthropoda; Insecta; Diptera; Culicidae
Product: thioredoxin, mitochondrial
Exons: 3
Coding region: 60-476 (138 amino acids)
Cellular component (GO): cytoplasm
Molecular function (GO): protein-disulfide reductase activity
Source: RefSeq, a predicted model, not a curated record
CGACAAACAUCAGGUCGUGUUUAUAUUGCAGUUUCUUUAUUUUCACCGUCGUCCUGAUCAUGGCAGCACUACAAAAAUUGUUCAACUUGCGUGCUCCUGUCGGUACCAUCGUGCGCUGUAUCAGUACCAGCGUACCACGGUUCGAAAUCUUCAAAGUACAAACUCCGGAAGAGUUUAACGAAAAAGUUCGCAACAGCAAGGACCCGGUGAUCGUGGACUUCUUUGCAACGUGGUGUGCACCGUGUCGCAUGCUUACUCCCCGCAUCGAAACAGUAAUUGGUGAAAAUGAGGGCAAAGUAAAGCUGGCAAAGGUUGAUAUUGACGAGCACACGGAUCUUGCGUUGGAUUAUGAGGUUGCGUCCGUCCCUGUGCUACUAGCGAUUCGCAACGGAAAAGUUGAGCAGCGGCUGGUCGGUUUGCAGGAUACGGAUAAACUGCGAACGUGGGUGCAGAAUGUAGUGGGAAAAACGAAAUGAUGAUCCUGUGUCUAGCUCGGGUCCCCUAAAAGGAGGCUGGUUAUAAUUUGUGCUCAUUUUCAUCAUCCAUUAGAUGGAUCAAGUGUGUUCCAUUUUCCCGACAAGGAAAUGACUCUUCAUUGAUGUUUACGACAAGGUGUGUAAAGUGCGUUAGUUAGAAACCUUAUCUUUCCAUAGCCUGGAAUAAAGCAAUCACAAGGUACA